Molecule: messenger RNA, 1602 nt
Organism: Ectocarpus sp. CCAP 1310/34
Lineage: Eukaryota; Phaeophyceae; Ectocarpales; Ectocarpaceae
Source: the annotation of a GenBank genome assembly
AUGACAUGUUGGGUUAGCCCAAUUGUCGCUACGAGGCGACGGUUUCACUUUUUGUUCCCCUCUGUUCUGCAGGAAAAAGAGGCGCUUCAAUCUGUCAAGGGUAAGGGGCCACCUCUGUCCAAGUUCUGGAGAGACAAGUACGAGAGAGAGGCGAGGAAGAGCUGGGACUUGUUCUACGGCCGUAACGCCGGGAAUUUCUUCAAGGACCGACACUAUCUAGGAACGGUAUUUCCGGAGCUGACUGAAACCGGCGCCGACUUGGAGUUGUCACAAAGGCUCGAAAAAUCGGAAGUAUAUCGCAACGGCGACGGCGGUGAGACCGUUACCGAGAACGGUACUCGGAGAAAGGCUCGUCGGCUGGGCAGAAGGACUCUGUUGGAGCUCGGUUGCGGCGUGGGCAACGCGGUAUUUCCUCUCCUUGAAGAGAACCGUGGGCUCUUCGUCAUCGCGGCAGACCUGUCCCCUAGAGGGAUCGGGGUGCUCAAGCAGCACCCCAAGUACAGCUGCGGACGGUGCGAGGCCUUAGUGCUAGACGCUACCGCCGACGACCUCCCCCCCGGUGUGUUGGAAGACGGAGGCGUGGACUUGGUCCUGCUGCAGUUCAGCCUGUCGGCCGUAGCUCCCAAAGACAUGGCGACGGUGGCCAGGCUCGUCGAGACGGCGCUCAAGCCCGGGGGCAAGCUGCUUGUGCGGGACUACGGCAGGCACGAUGAAGCGCAGCUAAGGUUUGCGAAAGGGCGGCGAUUGGGCGACAACUUCUACGUCCGACAGGACGGUACGACGAGCUACUUUUUUUCCCUGGAAGACCUGAGGCAGCUCUUCUGCGGCAGUUCUCCUGGCGGUUCGGGACUUCGAGAUAGCAGCAGCAGCAGCAGCAGCAGCAGCAGCAGCAGCAGCACUUGUUCCGGCCAGAGCAACCGCGGGUGGUUUGACGGGGGGGCAAGCCUGGUCGAAGAGGAGCUGUCGUUCGUGAGGAGGCAGUACGCGAACAGGGCGCAGAAGGUGGCGCGGAGGAGAGUGUGGGUACACGGAAAAUUCCGAAAACCGAUGCACUCGAUGGCGGCACCGGUGUAGAAACUGUAUACAAAUGUUUGAGCAGGUGUUUUCCCGAGUGUUGUCUCGUAGGGAUGGACCAGUUUUUUUCAGGACUGAUACGUUGUCGUCGACAGCUGACGCUGCUGUACUUUUUUUUUCGUUUUCAUUUUUCGUCGUCUCAUUUAUCCCAUGCUCUUGGAACGUGCCCGUCGUGUCGUGUAAAUCGCCUGGGGUCUCGCCCUCGCCUAGACCAUGCAAAUCUUCAUCUUGGUGCCAUUUUUGUCACCGAAGUGGACAAAAUCCGCCUGUCUGUCGAGAAAAUGGUCGGUUGCUUAACCCUCCGUCGUCUUUACUUCUGUUCCAUGCAGCAGUCAACCUUGCCUGGUGAUUUGUUCUCCGUGAGGCAGGGCAAGCCUCGGCAACGCGCGUCUUUCCCGUAGGACUUUUACCGCAAGGAUGUGCGGAACAAGCCGCCGGGGCUUUAUUGUGCGGUACAGCAAAGUAGUAGUGGAACGUGAUCUUAUGUAUGUUGAGCGUGUUGCUCUCGCUUCUGGGCGGCAGCCAGGC